AUGAGUGAACUUUCUUUCUCAACUACAGAAAAAAUCCAACAACUUGAGACUCAGCAAAUUUACGCCUACAAAAUGUUUGUUAACUACGUCAACUCUGACAACCCUUUUGUUGACGAUUUGCUCCACGACUUAAAAGAUGGAUUGGUUCUCGCGAAGUUUCUUCGAAACUUAAGUUGUAAAAACAUUCCAACUAUCAUCAGGAAGCCGACUAAAGAUAUCGAGAAGCUUCAAAACCUCUCUGAAAUUAUUCGUGUUGUCAAGGAUGAAGGUGUUAAAACCUCUGCAGCCUCUGACGAAAUUUUUAAUGGGAAUAAGAAAGCCAUAUUGUCGUUAUUGUACCAAUUGAUGUAUAAAUUCCGUCUUGGAAAUUGCUCUGUGAGGAUGGUCGAUUUCACGAAAUGGGUGAAAGGAAGAAUUGGCGUGAAAGACCCCGAAUUUGAUUUGAAACAAUCACUGGCCGAUGGCAUCAUAUUUGCGCAAUUAUUAAAUUAUUUGCAAAGUGGCGUUAUUGAUAUAUCCACAUUAGAAGGAAGUAAUACAGAAAAGGUACAGAAAUGUAUUGAUGUUGCUUAUGCGCGUCUGAAUAUACCAAAACUGAUAAUGGCGGAUUAUGUUGCACAAGGGACUGUUGAUGACUACUGUCUUUAUGUCUAUUUAACUUUCUUUAUUAUGAAAGAUACACAUUUUGAAGACAAUGAAGUGAUGAACGAAAUUGCAAAGAACUUGAGAGAAAGAAAACUACAAGCGCGAACAACUUUACGAGCGCGAGUUGCUAACACCAUUCAAAGAAUGUUGGACUGUGUUAAAAAUGUGAAGAUCAAAUACCCUAAUAUGGAUGAUGAAAACAUCCCAGAAGAAGCUAAAGAACUCAUCCCAAUGGAAGAGAGUCUUCAGAAAUUACUUAACGACUUCAUGAAUGUUAAAAUGGAUGAGAAUAACGAAGAAAUGCUUUUUGAUAUUGUGAAUGACCCAAACAUGUUGAUGUUAAAAGACUGGGAAGAGAAGGUCGGUAAGCAAGAAGAGUUAAUUAAAAACUUGACGACGGGUCUUGAAAGAGGUAAACGGAGAAAAAUGUUCCAAUCGAUGAAGGAAGUCAGUUCUGCAACGGACUUGACAUCACCAAUCGUGAAAGAGUUGGCAGAGAAAAAGAAGCAACUUGAUGAUAAAAAUCGAGACAUAGAAGUGUUAAAGAAAAUGCGAAUGACAUCAGAAGAAGAUAAGAAGAAGCUUGAAGAGGAAGUUAAAGAGCUUACCGUGAAGAUUGAAGAGUUACACAAGAAAGUAGAAGCCUCAGAAGAGCUUCAAACUGAAAUUGAAACUUUGAAGGAAAAAGUGAAAGACAAAGAAGCAUUAGAAAAGCAAUUAGAACUUAUUACAAAUGAAAGUGAAUGUUUUAAAAGUAAUUGCGAACAAUUGAAAAGUGAAAUUGAAAGAAUGAAAAAAGAACAAGAAGACGUCGAAACAACACAUAAAACACAAAUAGAAGAACUUAACUCUCAAAAUGAACAGCAACAGAAAAGUAUCGAUGAGUUUAAUAGUUUAAUUCAACAACAAGAAAAAGAAAAGGAAACUAUUGUUUCUAACCUUCAAGAAAAAGAAGCGAUGAUUAAAGAAUUCGAUUUGAAAAUUCAGACUUUCGAGACGGAGUGCGAGAAAAUGAAAACAACAAAUGUGGAGUUAACAACACACAAUGAAAAAAUUCAAAGUGAUUUCAAUGAAUUAACAAAGAAACACACUGAAGAAAUACAGAAAUCGGAACAGCAAAUAAAUGAAAAGGAAAAACUCAUUGAAGAACUAACAACGUCAAACAAGAGCAAAGAAGAACAAGUCGAAGAGCUUAAGACGAAGAUGAAAGACUCGAUGGGUACACAAUGCGAAAUUGUUCAAGAACUUGACAAAACGAUACAAGACAACAAAGACUUACACAACCAAAUUGAAGUACUUCGUUCUCAAGUCGACAAUUUACUUCAACAAACUGAAGAAGAAAAGGAAAAAGGCAAAGCACAAGUCGAAGACAGUGAAAAGAAAAUCCGUGACGUGUUAAAUACUGUCAGUGAAAAGGACAAAGUGAUUUCUGAAUUACAAAAACAAAUAGAAACACAUCAAACAGACAAAAAUGACAUUCAAAAGCAACUCGAACAGUUGAAACUCGAGAACGACGCUUUCAAACUCCAAAUUUUCACGUUGACACAAGAGAAGGAGAAUGAGAGGAAAAUGACAGAAGAGGCACAGGAACGCUUGAAGAAAGAAAUGGACGACAAGCUUCGCGAAUUGGAAGACUUAAAAGGACAAAGCAAAUCAAAGGAAGAAGACUUCUCGCAACUCAAAAUCAUCAUCGACGGUCUUUCAAAAAGUCUUGGCGAGAAGACGGCAGCUGUGAGUGAGUUGACAAAUGAGAAGACUCGCAUAGAAGAAGAGAAAAUCAAGACCAAAAUCGCUUGUUCUGACUUAGCAAAACAGCACGAAGCCGAUCAACUCACAAUCCAAAAGAUGACAAAGACCCUUGAGAAAUUAGAGAACGAUUACAUCGAAGAUAAGAAGUAUUACAGCACACUAGAAAUGGGCUACAAAAACAAAGAACUGUUCUCUUUGGACAAAGAAGAUGACAGACGUGUACUCUUCAACUCGUUAGCACUUGCAAUCAAAAUUGUGAUGCCAAAGCAAAUAGUCCUUGAUAACACAAUGUUGUACGAGGAAUGCCUCGCCGAGAAAGUUCCGUUGAAGGAAUGGAACUUGUGGCUCGUUCGCAGACUCCACGGAGAAAAGUGA
This is a messenger RNA of Entamoeba invadens IP1, 2769 nucleotides long. RefSeq names its product DNA double-strand break repair Rad50 ATPase, putative. Lineage: Eukaryota; Evosea; Mastigamoebida; Endamoebidae. The coding region runs from base 1 to 2769 and encodes 922 amino acids. The transcript has 3 exons. Gene Ontology annotation, molecular function: protein binding. The record is from RefSeq and is a predicted model, not a curated record.